Molecule: messenger RNA, 1119 nt
Organism: Cucurbita maxima (winter squash)
Lineage: Eukaryota; Viridiplantae; Streptophyta; Magnoliopsida; Cucurbitales; Cucurbitaceae
Product: soluble inorganic pyrophosphatase 1-like
Exons: 9
Coding region: 238-879 (213 amino acids)
Biological process (GO): phosphate-containing compound metabolic process
Cellular component (GO): cytoplasm
Molecular function (GO): magnesium ion binding; inorganic diphosphate phosphatase activity
Source: RefSeq, a predicted model, not a curated record
UGCGCGGAAGAAACUGGAGAAUUUUCGCUUUUGUCUGCUCUGUUUUCUCUUCCUCUUCUUUGGUUUCCUUUAAAUAGGUGUAAGAGGAGAGAGGGGGUAAGCAUACAGCUACUCUUUGCUUUCUCUCGUGCAGAGCGUUUCUUGCUACUGCUUCCUUCACGCUCAAUCUCUUUCAUUGAGAUCUGCGCUUCGGUUUUCGCCUUCCAUUUGUCACUCUGAAGCUUUCAGCCUGCUAUUAUGGCUUCUUCAAAUGGAACAACAAACAAUGCUCAUCCUUCUCCACACCCACCACUGAAUGAGAGAAUUCUUUCUUCAAUGACUAGGAGAUCUGUUGCUGCACAUCCUUGGCAUGAUCUUGAGAUAGGACCUGGGGCUCCAAAGAUUUUCAACUGUGUUAUUGAGAUAGGAAAAGGAAGCAAAGUGAAGUAUGAACUUGACAAAAAAACUGGUCUAAUCAAGGUUGAUCGGAUUCUUUACUCAUCUGUUGUUUACCCACAUAACUAUGGCUUUAUUCCUCGGACUCUUUGCGAGGACAAUGACCCCAUCGACGUCUUGGUCAUCAUGCAGGAGCCAGUUCUUCCUGGUUGUUUCCUGAGGGCUAAAGCUAUAGGCCUAAUGCCUAUGAUUGACCAGGGUGAAAAAGAUGACAAGAUUAUUGCUGUUUGUGCCGAUGAUCCCGAAUACCGUCACUACAAUGACAUCAAGGAUCUCCCACCACAUCGAUUGGCUGAGAUUCGUCGUUUCUUUGAAGACUACAAGAAGAAUGAGAACAAGGAGGUCGCUGUGAAUGACUUUCUGCCAGCCACUGAUGCCUUAAAGGCCAUCCACCACUCAAUGAAUCUCUAUGCAGACUACAUAGUGGAGAGCUUGAGGCGGUAGUCCUCUAAAAGAUUUUCCUGUCCGUAUGGUUUUGUUCAUAUGCUAUCAUACUUGAAUUUACAGUAUGUUUUGUUAAUAUGCCUAUAAAUGGUUGUUUCAAGGAUUGAAUCAAAAAUGUUACACGGCCAUCAUACUAGUGUUAGAUCAAUGGCUAUAUUUUUUCGUUUUUUUUUUUUUUAUAUAUAAAAAGCCCAUUGUAAUGACGUUGAAUGUAUUUUGAAGUGGUUCCAUUUUUCAAUA